Molecule: messenger RNA, 2743 nt
Organism: Larimichthys crocea (large yellow croaker)
Lineage: Eukaryota; Metazoa; Chordata; Actinopteri; Sciaenidae
Gene: surf4
Product: surfeit 4
Exons: 6
Coding region: 275-1084 (269 amino acids)
Biological process (GO): Golgi organization
Cellular component (GO): membrane; endoplasmic reticulum; endoplasmic reticulum-Golgi intermediate compartment
Source: RefSeq, a predicted model, not a curated record
GUGGCUGUGUCAAGCCCCCUGCACGGAUCAGCAUACGUGGCAUGCAGCGGUUGCAGAGCCAUGUAGGGGGGCUCCGUCUCUCGCUCGUCAAAUCGCGGGGCAUUGUGGGGCGGAGGCGGCCUUUCUCUCUGCGUCCGGGCGGUCUGGAAAUCUUCAAGUAAAUAACGUUAACCGGGGGGAGGAACGGUACGAGCGCAGCCUGCGUUAAGACACACCGAAACACUGUGUUGCGCUUCAGCCCUUUCACCAUUAACACUCGUUAUAUCACACGAACAUGGGGCAGGAGGAUCUCAUGAACACAGCCGAAGACGUGGCGGACCAGUUCCUGCGGGUAACCAAACAGUAUCUGCCCCACCUGGCGCGCCUCUGUCUCAUCAGCACCUUCCUGGAAGAUGGCAUUCGCAUGUGGUUCCAGUGGAACGAGCAGAGAGACUACAUUGAGGCUACCUGGAACUGUGGCUACUUCCUCGCCACGUGCUUUGUGCUACUUAACCUCAUAGGACAGCUGGGUGGCUGUGUCCUCAUCCUCAGUAGAAAUUUUGUACAGUAUGCCUGCUUUGGACUAUUUGGCAUCAUAGCGCUACAGACGGUUGCAUACAGCAUUUUAUGGGACCUUAAAUUUUUGAUGAGAAACCUUGCCCUCGGAGGUGGUCUGCUCCUGCUGUUGGCCGAGUCCCGUUCGGAAGGAAAGAGCAUGUUUGCUGGAGUCCCCUCCAUGGGAGAGAGUUCGCCAAAGCAGUACAUGCAGUUGGGUGGUCGAGUACUGCUGGUGCUCAUGUUCAUGACUCUGCUGCACUUUGACUCCAGCUUCUUCUCUAUCCUGCAGAACAUGGUCGGGACUGCCCUCAUCAUCCUGGUGGCUAUCGGCUUCAAAACCAAGCUAGCGGCGUUGACCCUCGUCGUGUGGCUCCUGGCAAUCAACGUCUACUUCAACGCUUUCUGGACCAUCCCUGCCUACAAGCCCAUGCACGACUUCCUCAAGUACGACUUCUUCCAGACCACCUCGGUCAUCGGCGGUCUGCUGUUGGUGGUGGCACUCGGACCUGGCGGAGUGUCCAUGGAUGAGAAAAAGAAAGAGUGGUAGGCAAAGGGGGGGGCAAGAUAAGAGGAUUGCACAGCACCACUAACUUCCCCCACAGAACUGGACACAAAGAACCUCUCCUCCUCAACCCCCCCCAUCAGGGUACACAGUGUUUUUGUUUUUCUCUAGGUUAUUUUUUAUUUUUAUUUCGCCAAAUCCACAGACACCAUCUCACCCAUCUAUGAACAGGUUUUUGUAUUUUCCUCCAAACUGCUGUUGUGUUUUUUAGUUGAACAUCUAUAAUGCCAGAUUUUUUCAAAACCUCUCUCUCUCUCCAUGACAACAAGAAUAAAAAGAUAAAAAAAACAAAAAAAACACCAGUACAUUUCAAAGUGCAAGAUAAACCGAAGAAAAGAUUUCGUAUUUGUUUCGUGUGCAGGAGGAGUAAAAAUGAUUUAUUAUAUUUUAUGGCUGGAAUGCCAUAAGUUAUAAUAGAUUAACAUUCAUAUUCUCUGUCUGAAACCAGCAAAUUGGAUUCUGCGUAGUUUAGGUCCCCCCUCUUCCCUCCAUGGAUUCUGAUAUUUUUCUGCCGUUGGAUCUUGGCGUGACUGAGACUCGACUCCUCACCAUAUCAAACCUGAGAACUGGGGCACUGAUUUGAGAGCAACUCGUCUCGACUUUCCAGGUUUCAUCUCCCGUCUUUAUUAUUAUUUUUUCUCUCUCUGACACUCUAGCCUUUUCAAUACAUCCGUAUACUUUCAGUCUCAACUGACUCUUGUUCACUGGGAGUCGAGUGUUGAAUCCAGGGGGAGGGGUGGGGCGUGUACAUUGUAUACAAAGUGGUGGAUUGCGGUCGUGCUUGAUUGAGAAAAACACAAUUGUUAGCUCCAGGACUUGUCAUUGGGCACUUUGUACUGUACGUCUUUGGCAAAUGCCUAACUAGUGAACUGUAUAUGAACGGGGUUAAUAGAGGGGAGGCUCAACGUUUGUGAAACACCAUAUUCUGCGAUCUAGAAAAGCAAAGAGGACUAAGCAGAGUCACUAGCCGCCUGGACUUUGUCUUUGCUCAGUGUUUUUUGCCCUGUGUAAGAAACUUAAAAAAAAUAUUCAGUGUAUUGAUUUUCAGAAGUUUAUAUUGUAUUUUUGAUCAUUUGUUUUUUGAUUUUGGAAGUUCAUGGCGAAGAAAUAAAAAUUCAAAACUAUAAAUCACUGUCUUGGUCAAGGUUUUUAGCUCUUAUCAUGUUACCAGAGGUUGAAGGACAAUGGAUAAUCAAAUUAUUGUAAAUUCUCCACGAUGAAACAAACCUGAAAUAUGAGUAUGAACACGCAGUACAGUAAAGGCUCUGUGAAAACCUAUUGGACAUCGCAGCCUCUCAGACAUUGGAAAUCAAAUCAUUGUUUUGCCAUACUGAAUAAAAACCCACAUAAGACUGAAACCAGCAUACAGGUGUUGUAUUGGACAGGUGUUUGAAUCAGCUGUUUGUUAAAGACUGAGCAAAUACUGACGUCUACUGGUGGUAAAGGUUUACUGCAAUGAAGCGUUUCAUUCUUUUUUAUUUAGCCAGGCUGAUAAAACACAGUAUGACUAUGGACAUACAGCACCUGAAGAUCAUUGUUGGUGUCAUGUCGCAGUGGGAUUGUAAUUGCUGCCAUGGUCGAAAUAAAUCUUUUUGUGUGUGUUGUUUACAGUCGCACCUGCUGAAAAUAAAAACUCACAACAGA